This is a messenger RNA of Colletotrichum paranaense, 216 nucleotides long. RefSeq lists its product as uncharacterized. The record is from RefSeq and is a predicted model, not a curated record. The transcript has a single exon. Lineage: Eukaryota; Fungi; Ascomycota; Sordariomycetes; Glomerellales; Glomerellaceae. Bases 1 to 216 code for a protein of 71 amino acids.
AUGGUUGCCUUUGGUGAUUUAAUAAGGUCCAUAUCGCUCCCCCUCUCAUGUUGUAUGUUGUUUCACGCUGCCACGCCAGACCGCAUGGAACGUGGACUACCCUUUCCUGGUCGCGUCAAAUGUGGUCGCACAUCAAAGGAAACCUCCCCUGUGGAGUUUUUACGGGGUGCAUCGUCAAUAGUUCAAGUAGCGUUCGAAUUUUGUGCGAGCUUUUGA